GAAAGUGAGGACAAAUACAAACACGAACCGGAAUUUUUCUUACCAGCGCAAACGGUCUGCAAUCUACCGCACUGUUUAAGUGGAGCGUCACCCCCUCCCUUUUUUUUAUCUCUCAUUCCGCUUGCGUGAGCGGCCGCACGCAGGCUUUGUCAAUUACACAUGCUGGCGGAGAGCGCUGAAGCACUUCUACGCACGCAAUAAACGGCCAAUGAACGUAUCGCGUGAGGAGGAGCACUCGUUGGAGUCGCAAAUCGCGGAUCUGCAACUGUCAGCGUUGAAGGCGCUUGUGUACGAGAACUGCGCACACAACCGACGGAUGCACAGAGACUUGGAGGAGAUCAAAGCGCAGGUGCAGCAGUUGCUGCAACGGUCUUUGAGGGGCGACACACGCGCACCCGAAAGGCCAUGCGCUAGCCAGCACCCGAUCAAUGAGCACGCAGCGGCGUGCGGUAGCGCAAGUGUCACCUCGUCCUCCCUGACACCGUGCGCUGAGGACGGCGUUCACAUGUGCGACUACUGCUUCACGUUUUCUCCGCAUUGCUUCCCCUGUCCUCAUUGUGGCUGUGAGUGGUACUGCAGCGAUGUUUGCCAGCGUCUGCGUCAGCGCUGCCACGCGGCGCGAUGUCGUGCGUGUUCUCACCCCCAGCACGAAGUCGUCACCACAAAAUAA
Leptomonas pyrrhocoris is the source of this 670-nucleotide messenger RNA. RefSeq lists its product as hypothetical. The transcript has a single exon. The coding region runs from base 209 to 670 and encodes 153 amino acids. Lineage: Eukaryota; Euglenozoa; Kinetoplastea; Trypanosomatida; Trypanosomatidae. The record is from RefSeq and is a predicted model, not a curated record.